UGACACCCUCGCUAGUCGCUACAUGCGAUUCUCUUACCAGAGUCGGAGUGCGACGGCGAUCUUUUGGGCUCUGCACUUUCACCACCACCACCAUUCUCUGAAAAAUGGUCACUUUCAGGUUUCACCAGUACCAGGUGGUGGGGAGAGGUCUGCCAUCGGGCAAGGACGAGUCCCCCAAGAUCUACAGGAUGAAGCUCUGGGCCACCAACGAGGUCCGUGCCAAGUCAAAGUUCUGAGAGCCGAACUGGUUAUCACAAUAUGUACAAGGAGUUCCGUGACACAACUCUUAAUGGUGCCGUGGAACAAAUGUAUAAUGAGAUGGCUUCUCGUCACAGAGUAAGGCAUCCAUGCAUUCAAAUCAUCAAGACGGCUACCGUUCCCGCAAAUCUUUGCAAGAGGGAAAGCACCAAGAAGUUCCAUAACUCUAAAAUUAAGUUUCCAUUGGUGUUUAAGAAGGUUAGGCCACCUACUAGAAAGCUGAAGACAACGUACAAGGCAUCAAGGCCCAACCUGUUUACCUAGGUCUCUUACUGCUUUUUGAUCCCCUCAUCUUAAAGUUUCUCAAACAAUGGAGUAAAACUUGAUGAAGCUAUACAUGGUGAAUUGGUUAUCACAUUGUUAGAGGAGUUCAAUCCUCAGGUGCUAGAACAUCCUUUUGUUGUCUAGCUAUUUUUGUUUUUUUUUUAGAUUUGGAUAUUUGGCGUUUUAAAUGGCACAAUAUUUUGAUGACUUUUGACAUGUCUAGAGUUGUGAUUUGGAAACUUCUCUUGGUAAAUUUAUCCUUGAAUAUGGCAAGUAUACUUCUUGUUUAGCGUGCCUUGCUGGUGCACUGAUGGCUUAUACUAACGAUGCAACCGUAGUAACCAACCCCUUGUUGAUUGAAAGAUCUACCGAGGAUGGUACUUUUUGGAAUUGGUUAUUGGUAACACAAAAGUUUUAGCACACCUCCACAGUGCACUAAUGUCUUGUUAGUUGCAAGUUCUUCUUUGGAGCAAAAAAUGUAGUAAAUUUCUGUAAUAGUAUUUGAAAAAAAAAGGCACUGUCUUCCUUAUCUACCAUG
Messenger RNA from Morus notabilis, 1060 nucleotides. RefSeq lists its product as uncharacterized. The record is from RefSeq and is a predicted model, not a curated record. Lineage: Eukaryota; Viridiplantae; Streptophyta; Magnoliopsida; Rosales; Moraceae. The transcript has 3 exons. Bases 23 to 340 code for a protein of 105 amino acids.